GGAAAAAAUGGAGUGUAUUUGGUUGUUUAGAUUGUUAGUUUCGAUAUUCCUUUUUUGCCCAAAUGCAUGGGGUGGUUGGUCUUUUUGGAGUGACUGGACGCCGUGUUCUUAUCCCUGUGAGGGAAAAACAAAAUGGAGGAGGCGCCAUUGUAUGACUCAGUUUUGUAAUGGCAACUAUUACGAAUCUGAAUACUGUCGGCCCCAAGACUGCUUACCAGAAACAAAACCCCCAACAGUGGCUUUUCGACAAAAUUUCAAUAAUUCUUACCUCACAAAAGAAACAAAGAGGUAUGUCAAGUCCACAGUUCGGGAAAGGGGAAAUGAAAAUGUUGUGAUUCUGGUAUCUGUUCCCAUUCUAACAGCAUGUGGAGUUUUAUACACGAUCGCUAAAAUCUACAAAAUAAUAAAAAACAGACAAAGGAAAGCCAAAGAAGCUAGAGAAAAUACAAAAGAACAAUGCCAUUCCCCGCCUGCAAUUAAGAUUUCUUCCACAGAAGAGGAAAAAGAAGUACGAAAGUAUGAUUACGUAUCCUAUGACGAUAUAAGUAAACGUAGUUCAUCCAGUAACAGCUCACCUUCUCAUAGCUAUGUCUAUGACGUCACUUGGAACUAA
Saccostrea cuccullata (small rock oyster) is the source of this 613-nucleotide messenger RNA. RefSeq lists its product as uncharacterized. The record is from RefSeq and is a predicted model, not a curated record. Lineage: Eukaryota; Metazoa; Mollusca; Bivalvia; Ostreida; Ostreidae. Bases 8 to 613 code for a protein of 201 amino acids. The transcript has 5 exons.